Messenger RNA from Meloidogyne enterolobii, 922 nucleotides. The record is from the annotation of a GenBank genome assembly. NCBI's taxonomy places the organism in Eukaryota, Metazoa, Nematoda, Chromadorea, Rhabditida, Meloidogynidae.
GAUGUGGUCAUUUAUUAGAUCGUUAUUUCGUCCAAUUUUCAAUUUCUUUCAACGUUUAUGUCGAAGAAUUCUUAAAAUGUUUACUCGCAGACAAACAAUUGAGGACAUUAUUUUGAAAGAGACUACUCGUGCUUCCAGAAAUCGUCGAAUUGAAAAAAUGCUUAGAGAAUUCCCGAAUGAAUUAGUUCAGUCAAUGGCUUGGGACACUGGAGACGAAACCGAGGCUGCUGAAGCAAUACUGGAAGAGUCUGUUAUGGAAGAUGAGAAACGUCAUGACUUGUCUAAGACGUUGGCACGUUCAAUGCGCCAAAUUAAGGGAUACCAGAAGCUCAUUCAAGAAGUAGAGGAGCGACGACUUGAAAUCUAUUGCAGCAAAAUUGAGGAACACGAGAAGGAAUUGUUGCGUUUAUGGGCUUUGUUGAAACCAGAUGAGCCAUUGACUGAUCGUAUCUCCAACCAAUGGCAAGAUAUUGGCUUUCAAGGGGAUGACCCGGCUACUGACUUUCGCGGAAUGGGAAUGCUUGGUUUAGACCAAUUGGUGUUUUUUGCUCAAUUUGAUGUGGAAAACUGCCGUCGUGUUCUUUCUCUUUCAUUGCAUCCCGUUUAUGGCUUUCCAUUCGCCAUCUGUGGUAUAACAAUCACAGCACUUUGUAAAGAAUUACUUUUUGAUGAUGCGCUUAAAAACCAUUUUUACAAUGUUUUGGAGCAACCUCCACUCAAAAUGGAUCAUUUCCAUCAAGUUUAUUGCUGUGUUUUUAGACUUUUUGGAGAUUAUUGGGAUUAUGAAAAGCCAGAAUCGGUGAUGCAAUUUAAUUUGGUUAAGAGACGCUUUGUUAAAUUAAUGGAGAAAUAUUUGAAUAAUUAUGAAGCUAAUUUAAUUGUUGCGAAAAUUGAGGACUUUAAUUUGGAAGAAGACAGUUAA